AUGGAAAAAGAUCAAUAUGAAACCUGGGCCGAGCUUUUCUGCAUCCAUGCUCGCUCUAAUCGAGUCAUGCAUCACAUCGUUCCAUCUACCGGACAAGAGCCACCAGCUGUUACCGAUGCCAAACAUGAACAAUGGUCCACUCUCGAUGCCAUCGUCCUUCAGUGGAUUUAUUCUACUAUUUCUACUGAUUUGUUGAGCACUAUUCUGGAACCUAACUCCACUGCACUGGAAGCAUGGAAGUGCUUGGAAGAUAUUUUUCAAGACAACCAAAAUGCUCGAGCUGUCACUCUUGAGCAAGAGUUUUCUAACACUCGUAUGGAAGAUUUUCCUAAUGUAUCUGCUUACUGUCAGCGCCUUAAGAUGCUUUCUGAUCAGUUGAGAAAUGUAGGCUCCCCUGUCAACAAUCAUCGUCUGGUCCUUCAGCUGAUCUCUGGUCUCCCAGAAGCUUACCGCAGUGUUGCUACUUUGAUUCGCCAGAGCAACCCUCUUCCGGCGUUCUAUCAGGCUUGUUCGAUGCUCACUUUGGAAGAAGCUGGUAUGGCUAAAAUGGCAAACACAAGAUCUCAUGCUGCCAUGCAUACCACUCAGCCAAGACCUACUGAAGACACCUCUCAGCGUGGCUACCGCCGCCCCAACAAUCGUUCUCGCUCCCGUGAAAUUCAGGGCCAUGGCGGGGGACGGGGUAACCGCAGUGCACCUCAAACUGGAGCUCCCAAUGUCCCCUCACCUUGGUCUACUCCUCCUUGGCAACAGCAACAGCAAUACUCAGCAUGGCAACCAUGGGGUUGGGCUAUGCCACCGUGUCUGUAUCCCACCUCUCAGUGGACACGCCCUGCUGGUCCUCCUAAGCAGCCGGGUAUUCUAGGGUAG
Messenger RNA from Medicago truncatula (barrel medic), 870 nucleotides. RefSeq lists its product as uncharacterized. The transcript has a single exon. The record is from RefSeq and is a predicted model, not a curated record. NCBI's taxonomy places the organism in Eukaryota, Viridiplantae, Streptophyta, Magnoliopsida, Fabales, Fabaceae. Bases 1 to 870 code for a protein of 289 amino acids.